Messenger RNA from Brassica oleracea var. oleracea, 1963 nucleotides. RefSeq lists its product as uncharacterized. The record is from RefSeq and is a predicted model, not a curated record. The transcript is spliced from 6 exons. NCBI's taxonomy places the organism in Eukaryota, Viridiplantae, Streptophyta, Magnoliopsida, Brassicales, Brassicaceae. The coding region runs from base 299 to 1762 and encodes 487 amino acids.
GUUCCCACUAGUACUACACAACUGCUCUAGGAACAUAAAAAAUUACUAAAACAAAUGUUAAAAUGUAAAGCUACAAGAUAAAGCUACAGACAGAACACAAGACAAGAGGUUCCUAUUGUCAUUUGCAGAGAGAGAAAGCUACUUCACUCCUUCCUUCCUCCGUCUCCCUGACCCUGAGCCCCACCACAUUCUCCUCUCCGUCGAUCUUCCUCGCUUCUGAACAAGCCGGCCUUUUGAUGGGUGCGGCGGCAGAAUCUAAAACCAAUCGGAGGAUCUCGUGAAUGAAUCUUUGUUUCUUAUGGGGAAGAACAGCGACGAGGAGCAGAAUCUCCCAGAGAACAACGAUACAGCUAGGAACAACGAAGGAAGCAGAUGCUCUAGCUGUUGUUGUUCUGCUCGGAUCUCAAGAUGCUUUAGUCUCAGAUGCGUUUUGAUUCUUGCUUUCUCCGCCGCUGUCUUUCUCUCCGCCGUGUUUUGGCUGCCUCCAUUCCUCGGGUUAUCAGAUCGUGACGAUCUAGAUCUCGAUCCAAGGUUUAAAGGACACAGAAUAGUGGCAAGUUUUGAUGUCGAAAAACCAGUUUCUUUCUUGGAAGACAAUCUGUUGCAGCUUGAGAAUGAUAUCACUGAUGAAAUAAGCUUUCCCAUGACCAAAGUUGUGGUAUUAACCCUUGAACGCUGGGGGAAUCUAAACAGAACAAUGGUUAUCUUUGCAAUCGACCCCAAGAAGAAGAACAUUAAGAUACCUACAGAGAUUGAGAGUCUAAUCAAGGCAGCUUUUGUAUCUUUGGUAACAAACCAGUUGUCUUUCCGGUUAACUGAAUCCUUGUUUGGCCAACCUUUCUUCUUUGAGGUGUUAAAGUUCCCAGGAGGCAUCACUGUGAUCCCUUCCCAGCCUGUAUUCCCUUUGCAGAAAGCUCAGCUUCUCUUCAACUUCACGUUAAACUUUUCUAUUUACCAAAUUCAAUCUAACUUCGAGGAGCUCACUAGCCAGCUGAAGAAGGGUAUAAACCUGGCUUCCUAUGAGAACUUGUACAUAACCUUGUCAAACUCCAGAGGCUCAACGUUGGCGCCUCCUACUAUAGUUCAUUCUUCUGUUCUGCUCACAUUCGGAACCUCAUCAAGGCUGAAGCAGCUUGCUCAAACUAUCACUAGCUCCCAUUCAAAAAACCUUGGCCUAAACCACACAGUGUUUGGUAAGGUUAAGCAAGUCCGUCUCUCCUCAAUCUUACCACAUUCACCCGUCAAACCAUUAGCUCCUUCUCCUUCUCCUCAACCUGAAACCCACAAACACUACUACCAUCAUCAUCGUCAUCGCCACCACCAUCAGGAACUUGCUCCAGAACCUUCACCUGCAGCUAAGAGCCUUGCACCUGCAUCUGCGCCAAUUAAACACUUGCAUUUACACCGGAGAAGCCCACCUCCUUGCCCUUACGAGCAGAGGGGGAGACCGAAAGGAAACGAUGCUCUGAACCAUCACUCUGCAACACCAACUCCUGCACCACACCGGUCUCAGCAACACGCACCAGCACCAAACCAUACACCGCCAAGUCAUCAUCUUGCUAUUCCAGUUUCUAGCCCACUUCCCCAUGUAGUAUUUGCUCAUAUCCCACCUCCAGCAAGAAUCUCCCCUGAGUCAAGACCAGACAGUGAGAAAACACCUGCACCUUCUCCCACUCCAUCUUCGGCUAGCAUCGGUCCAAACUUCAAAAGGGUGUCACCGAAGCUGCUCGUAAUAGUAACCGCUGUAAUCAUCUGUCUGUAAAACCAAAAAAAACGCCGCAGGAAACUGCUUUUAACGUUCAAGCUGUAAAAAAAGAAGCAGCAGUUCGGAAAAGCAGAACUUCUCCGGUCCCAACAUCAAUGUAACUGUAUAAAUGAACACAAGGCCAACAACAACAAAAAUGUAUGUAUGGAAAAUGAAGAGAGUUUUUGUAAAAGAGCUGUUGAGGUUUGCAACACAAAA